Messenger RNA from Stomoxys calcitrans (stable fly), 773 nucleotides. RefSeq names its product protein DPCD. NCBI's taxonomy places the organism in Eukaryota, Metazoa, Arthropoda, Insecta, Diptera, Muscidae. The transcript has a single exon. The record is from RefSeq and is a predicted model, not a curated record. The coding region runs from base 105 to 752 and encodes 215 amino acids.
CAAACAUAGCAAACAAAAUAAUUACAUAUGCAUGUCAUAAACACCAGCUAAAUUUUCGAGCAACUAGGCAACUGUGAAUACAUCUAAAAUUUGAAUUUUUAAGAAUGUCGUAUGAACAUUGGUUAAAUUAUUUAAAAAGCGCUGAAAAGAAUUCAAUGAUAAGCGGCAAAAGCCGUAAAGUCUUUUAUAAAUUUCCCGAUGGACAUCAAAUGGCUGAGGAAUAUAGCAUGGAUACCGGAGUGGUGCAGAAAAGAGCCUGGCGUAAGUGUAAGCAGCUGAUGGGGGAGCCAGAAUGGGAAAUUGAAUUAGGCGAAGAUCCUCGUCAAUUGGCUGUAGGCGGAGAAAAGGGCGACAUUCGAAAUGACGAUGGAAGCUUUACGGUCAAAAUAAGUAACACCGAGGCUAUCUUAAGCAAGCGCAUAACGAAGAAAAACAUCGAGUGGCGAAUCAGAAAUUUACCUUAUCCCAUAGACGUCUAUGAUGUAAAAGCUGAUCCCGAAAAAAAGGCAAUAGUUGUAAGGACUGCAAAUAAGAAAUAUUACAAGGUAAUCCCAAUCCCUGAUUUGGAUCGUUGUAGAGUGUUGCCCUCCCAAGAAAAUAUAAUGGUACAUCACCAAUAUAAUACAUUGAUUAUAACAUACGCAAAACCUGACAUUUUAUGUGAAAUGGAGGCAAAGGUUUUGCUUUUGCUAAAGGACGUUGAAACAGAAACAGACAUGGAAGAGUUACUACAAGGAUUAUUGAAGAAAUAAACAAAGACACAAAAAAAUACA